Athalia rosae (coleseed sawfly) is the source of this 3023-nucleotide messenger RNA. Its product is annotated as dynein axonemal intermediate chain 4. The record is from RefSeq and is a predicted model, not a curated record. Gene Ontology annotation, molecular function: dynein heavy chain binding; dynein light chain binding. Gene Ontology annotation, cellular component: axonemal dynein complex. Gene Ontology annotation, biological process: cilium movement. The transcript is spliced from 3 exons. Bases 398 to 2653 code for a protein of 751 amino acids. NCBI's taxonomy places the organism in Eukaryota, Metazoa, Arthropoda, Insecta, Hymenoptera, Athaliidae.
CUCCACAGAUGGCAGCACACCUCAACAAUCAAUGUUUAAAUUUGAAUUUUAUGCUAUAUUUUAUCGUUCAAAUAAUUUGGCAAUUACAUUCCAAGUCGUAUUUUACAGACGCAUAUAGAUUCCAAUAUUGAGGAAAAGUUAGAAAACGAGGAAAACGUACAGUCAUUCAAAUUUUUGUAAAUAUUACGAGAGCGUAUCCCUCGAGCGAAUACUAUAAAUCAAUAUCGCCCAGCGAUACCGCAAGUAAAUAGAAAAGUCAUGAGUUAAAAUGGGGUUUCAUUUAACAUCAGAGUCCUUGAAGCUUUCCAUUCGAAUGAAGUUUGCGGCUCUUUAAUCGAGUAAGUUUUUUGACUGAUGCAUUUGGUAACCACGUGUAGUAAGAUAUUAUUAAUCUAAAAUGCGAAGCCGAAGUUUAUCAUUGCGAAAGUUGACCAGUUCUGACGGCGGUCGCAAUAAAGAUCAGAGUAUCACCUCGGCGAAGACGACCCUACCUUCAAAAAAUCGUAGAAUACCACAAAAAUAUGGGACAUCAAUUUUAAAUCAGAGGCAGAAUUAUCGCGUCAUCGAGGACGACGUUGAUUUAACCCCGAAGAAUUUAAUCCACGCUGCCUAUCAUCCUAUCGAAGAAAACCAACUCACAGCAUUUGAUACGAUCGUAUUGGGUCAGGGAACGAGUAAUACGCAAUUAUUUUCCUGGUCCUCCGGAUCUCAGCAUGGAAAUUUGAAGACCAAUUCGUCUCUUAUGUUCAAAUCGAGCUCUAUACAAAUGCAACAAACCCAACUUAUGGAUGAAUUCACCAUCGACGAAAGUAUUGCUUCUUAUACUCUUUCUUCAAAUUUAGACGAAGAUCGAGCACCGUCUCAGUUUCACCUCUCCAGAUUCGACUCCGGCCUUAUGCACGUCCGGCCGGAUAAAGUGAAUAUAAUCUUACAAGAAACGGACGUAUUCUUCAUUUUUGAGCUGCCGCAAUUGACCGUCGAUUUAUCGUCAGAGGAGGGUAUUGCCGUUAAGGAGGCGAACGAACAAUACGAAUACAUCACAGUAGGAGCAGGAUCUAACAGAAAAUUGGUAGAUGCGGAGGCCCAAACACCGUGCAUCUACCGUAAAAAUAGAUCCACUUAUCUAGCCAGAACUAAGCGGAGAAAUCAAGGAACUCUUGUUAAUAAUUGGAUAAUGUACGACACAUUCGAACACCUAAAAUCCACCAAAGCUAAGGGUCCUAUUUUUAUAGACACGGAAGAAGCUAGGCAGAAAGCUUUGGAAAAAAAGAUCAGUCCGAUGAAGCUACCGGAAAUUGAAGAUGCUACCGAUCAGUUGAGCGUUGAAAUGCAGUUGACCCAUCUAGCGGAACACACAGAUUUUUUGGACUCGGCGACGAUCAUAGAGCGAAUGGUAGCCAGUAAUCUCUACAUAGUACCUCAGAAAAGGUUCAAAGGCAUAAUAAAGCAGGAUCCGUAUAGUCCAACGUUAGAAUUCACUUACAGUCUAGAAUUUCUCUGGUCUUUCGUUUCGGACUUAAGCGCUGGAUACAGCGUGGCUUGUUUCUGUUGGAAUUACGUGAACCGGGACGUUCUAGCGGUUGGUUACGGGCCGAUAAACAACCAGGAGGGACGUCAAGGUCUCGUGAUGAUAUGGACGGCAAAGAACCCGCACAGGGCUGGAAGAUGGCACUAUUUUAACAGUCCUAUUUCCGCCCUCGACUGGAGUCGCAAUCGUCCAAAUCUUUUGGCGAUCGGAUUCUACGACGGUGUGUUACAAGUGAUCGACAUCAGCAAUAAAAAUCUAGUCGUUAUGAGAUGUAGCAACAGAAGCAGCUCGCCGUCUUACGCACCUCAUUGGCAAGUUCAAUGGUGGCCUGGAGAAGAUGAGGUAAUGUUCGAGGAGCAACUUUACACCUGUAAUCAGGACGGUAGGGUGCUUUCGUACAGAGCAGACACGGAUUUCAGCUGUACGCAGAUGAUGAGGAUCAGUAGAAUCGAAGGAAAAAUCAAAGGCGUCGAACAACAACCCGAGCAGUGCGUUGUUCAUGAUAUUUCAAUUACCAGGAAUCCUGGCGCACUGGUUCUCCGCAAACACCCAGCUUUGUCGAUGAUUUAUUUUGUCGGUUCGGAUGAAGGAUGCAUUCAUAGAUGUUCAACGACUUAUUUACAGCAACAUAUAGACAGUUUCAGAGCCCAUAACGGGCCGGUUUAUUCGAUACAAUUUUCGCCAUUCUGUUCAAAAAUAUUCUUGACAUGUGGCGCUGAUUGGUGUACGAGGAUAUGGGCUGACGGAAUAAACGAGCCUUUGAUCACCUUGUCGACGCAAAUGGCCUGCGUUCAAAUGGCUGCUUGGAGCCCGAAGAACUCAACAAUAAUCGCCACUAUCGUCAACAACCAGAUUGACGUAUGGGACAUCAGAAGAAAGUCCUACACCGCGGCUUCUAGUACGAUUUGUGACACGCAAGGUAGAUUAUUACUUCUCGAAUUUACGGCGAAUGGAAAUCAACUCGUAGCUGGUGACACUACUGGAAAAAUAUUCAUAUAUAAUCUCGAAGGAAUGCCAUUUCCACCGUACAAUCAAACCCAAGUUCUUGUCACCUCCAUACUCAAAGGACUCGAAACCAAGCCCAAUCUGAUUCGUAAACUCAAAAAACUUGGUAGCCCUUUUUAGUUGCGUACAAUACAGACGAAAGAUAACUGGAAAUAAACAAUCCAACGGUCAUAAUGAAUCAACGUUGGUCUACUCAUUGUCACCAAAAACGUGAAAUUACACGACCUUUUGACUUUACAAAAUGUCAAAUUCGUGCUGUUGCAUUUUUUUGAGGGUGUCUUAUCGGUCCCGAGCACCCCAGAUUCCGCGCUAUAAAGCUCAAAUCUUAUAUCCGAGCUCUGGGGGACCGCGAUCCAGGACGAGGCCUGAAGCUGGACUCUCAAGUCCCAUCGGGUGUCCGGUUAGCCGAGGGGACUAAGACCCAUCGCUUAAAGAGGGGCCUCUCGGCUUCGGGUCUCGAUUCUCGGUUCUCGGUUCUCGUCUCUCGGGC